Molecule: messenger RNA, 7881 nt
Organism: Scatophagus argus
Lineage: Eukaryota; Metazoa; Chordata; Actinopteri; Scatophagidae
Gene: pdzd8
Product: PDZ domain containing 8
Exons: 5
Coding region: 152-3781 (1209 amino acids)
Biological process (GO): mitochondrial calcium ion homeostasis
Cellular component (GO): mitochondria-associated endoplasmic reticulum membrane contact site
Molecular function (GO): protein binding; lipid binding
Source: RefSeq, a predicted model, not a curated record
CCGUUUGUCCAAUCAGAUGAAGAGCCCGAAGCUUAGGGAAGAAGCAGAUGAUAUGGCAGGUUUGAGAGCGACCAGGUGGAACUUGCUUUGUUAACACGACUAAACGUUUGAUUAUGAAGACGCUUUCAGUCAGAGACGACAGUUGUUCGAAAUGAUGUACUUAAUUCUGAUUUCCGCGUUCUCUGGAGCAGUCAUCACGUUGCUAUUACAGUUCUUGCUAAUAUACCGGAGAAACAUCGAGCCCAUUGGCUGGACAGUGCAGUAUGUCAAAGUAGUGCCUGAUAACACAUUGAAGGAUUACUUUAAUACACAGCAUGCUGAACCAGGUCAGCAACAGCAGCAGGACAGCACAGCAUCUGGCGCAUCUAAACAGCAAGAGGCCGCCUCAACAAGGCAGCAGGAAGCGACUGUCACCGGCGGAAGCCCCAAACCACAGCCGCCACCGCCUUCUCAAAGCGAGCCCGUUGAUGCGGCCAAACCUGAAACGUGCAAUUUCCUAAAUGCUAUAUUUUUGUUCCUAUUUAGAGAGCUCAGAGACACCCCUGUCGUUAGACACUGGCUCACCAAAAAGAUCAAAGUGGAGUUUGAGGAGCUGCUGCAGACCAAGACAGCAGGACGGCUCCUGGAGGGACUCAGUCUCAGAGAUAUUUCCCUGGGCAACUCCUUGCCUAUCUUUAAAACGGCCAAACUUAUGAAACCGUUGCAUUUAAACGAGGACGGCAUGCCCGAGGAACUCAACUUUGAGGUGGACAUUGAAUACAAUGGUGGCUUUCACCUCGCCAUUGACGUCGACCUAGUGUUUGGGAAGUCUGCCUACCUGUUUGUUAAGAUGAAACGCGUUGUAGGUAGACUGAGGCUGCAGUUCACACGCAUGCCCUUCUCCCAUUGGUCUUUCUCCUUCCUCGAGGACCCGCUGGUUGAUUUUGAGGCGAAGUCGCAGUUUGAAGGAAGGCCGCUGCCUCAGCUCACCUCCAUCAUAGUUAACCAGCUGAAACGGGUCAUCAAAAAGAAACACACCUUGCCAAACUACAAAAUCAGAUACAAGCCCUUCUUCCCGUUCCAAGUGCAUUCCCCACUGGGUUUGGCUGGUGAUUUGGACCUGUCAGUUCAGGACAGCAGGCUGAUGGAAGGGCGACUAAAAGUCACCCUCAUUGAAUGUAGCAGAUUGUUCAUCCUGGGCUCCUAUGACAGAGAAACCCAUGUUCACUGCACCCUGGAGCUGAGCAGCCACCAGUGGAAGGAGAAGACUCGCAGCUCUAUCAAGCGGACGGAGAUUAUCAAGGGCCCAUGUGGCAGUGUGGGGAUGACAUUCAGGCAUGUCCCUGCCAGCGAAGGAGAUGCAGUACAUGUCAGCAUCGAGACGGUUAUGCCCAACUCACCUGCAGCCCUGGCAGACUUGCAGAGGGGUGACCGCCUCAUUGACAUUGGAGGCGUCAAAGUGACAUCCUCGGUUCAAGUGCCCAAACUGUUGAAGCAGGCUGGAGACAGGGUGGUGGUACUUUAUGAGAGACCAGUGCGUCACCAGACUCCCUCUUUUGCAAACCUGGGAACUCUUCAGGAAGGGUUUGGCCAGCUAGAGGAAACAGGUUUUGUUUCUCAGCCAGGGGGUUAUGAGGAAGACCCAGCCCCUAUCACUACCCUUUCUGACAUAUCAGACAGCAAGGACAUAGAUUCUGAAUUUGAAGAAUUGAUUGUGGACUCCAAACCCAGCCAGACUAGUGGCCCUAACAGCAGUAUCACAAAUACCACUGACGCUAAGGAGGAUUCUUUACUUACAGUAAACCAAAGCCCCAAAAGGACUGUGGCCAACUUGGCCUCUAAGCCCCUUGGUACCAUCUCACCUAUCCUCAACCGCAAGUUAAACCUGGUGGGUCUCCAGUCACCACUAAAGCCCCAGCCCAAAGAAUCACCAAAGCCCUCACCACAUAAGACUAGUAGUGAUCCAGGGGAGGGUCUGCAACGCCCCACUGUCCCUCCUCCACCUCCACCUUCACGACCCCCAGUACCACCAAGACCUCAGAUAAGGUUAACGUCAGCUUCUGCAGAAAACAGUCAUUUGGAAAGCAUUGAUUCUGUUAUAACUACAAGUGCUACUGUUGCUCCUACCAUGACUACCACCAUCAGCGCUUCUGACAGAUCUCCAGAAAAAGCUCCUCUCACAGGAACCAAUGAGGACAAGGCUGGUACUGAAAAGAUAGGUGUCAGACAUGCUGAGGUGAAACAGUCUAGGCCAGCAGAGUCCAGUGACGAGCUGUCAGUCCCUCUCACUGCGACCAAUAGCAACAAGGCAGAUCAAGCAAAGGAGAAAUCUUCAGAGAGCUGCUGCAGCACACGGGAAAGUCUAGAGGACCAUUGCCUCUGGGAAUCUCCUGAAAGCAUGUUUCGGAAUCAGACAGCAUGCUGGCCCAAGGCAUCUGUGGUGUUUGAAGUAGAGAGCAACCAUAAGUACCUAAAUGUGGCUCUGUGGUGCAAAGAUCCCUUUAAGCUGGGCAGUUUGUUGUGCCUGGGUCAUGUUACCCUCCAGUUGGAGCAUUUAGCCUUGGAAUGUAUGGCCACAAAUUCAGCAGAGUACCAGAGCACCUUUAGGCUGGGGCCUCCAGAACCCAGAGCUAACGUUAGUCGCACUGCGCUACGCAGCCUCAGUACCCACAAGGGCUUUAAUGAGAAGCUGUGUUAUGGAGAUGUUACACUGAACUUCCGUUACUUAGCUGAGGGUGAGUUAGAGUAUCCAGGCGGUCUGGCAGAAAGGGAGAGAGAGGGGAGUCUCCAUGAUGAGGAUCUAAGGGAGAGAGAGAGAGAGCAUGUCCCCUCAGCAUCACGUGAUGACUUGGCCAUGCAGUUGGUGGAGGUGCGUCACAACUUCCAGGACACCCAGUUCCAGAACCCCACCUGGUGUGAAUACUGCAAAAAAAAGGUUUGGACCAAGGCAGCAUCUCAGUGUAUGGUCUGUGCCUACGUUUGUCACAAGAAGUGUCAGGACAAGUGCCUCACUGAAAAUCCCUUCUGUGUGGCAGCGACUGAACGUCGUGGAGCUGACCCUGAAGCCAAAUCCACCAUAAACCGGGCCACCACUGGUCUGACACGUCAUAUCAUCAACACCAGCUCCCGACUGCUUAACCUCCGUCAGGUGCCCAAGACUCGGCUGGUUGAACAGGUGGCUGAUGCGGGCCCUGGAAUGGUGGAACCCUCACCCAAGCAUACUCCCAACACUUCAGACAAUGAGAGCAGUGAUACUGAGACAUACACCAGUGGUGCCAGCCCCUCAAAACAGCCUGCAGGCAGUGGUUGCAGCAGUAAACUUGUACGCAAGGAAGGCGGGUUGGAUGAUAGUGUGUUCAUUGCUGUGAAGGAGAUAGGCCGCGACCUGUACCGAGGACUGCCCACAGACGAGCGCUCCCAAAAGCUGGAGUUGAUGCUGGACAAGCUGCAGCAGGAAAUUGACCAGGAGCUGGAGCACAAUAACGCUCUUCUGCUGGAGGAGAGGGAGGCCACAGAUGCUCGGCGUAAGGCCCUAAUUAGUACUGCCCUAGCCAAGUCUGGGGAAAGACUCCAGGCCCUUACUCUACUAAUGAUCCACUACCGGGCAGGAAUUGAAGACCUGGAGUCAGUGGAGAGCACCUCUCCUUCAGAGCAACAAGGCUUUAAAGGCAAAGGAGAAGCGAUGGAGGAAGAGGCCCUGAUUGGGGCGGAGGUCUAUGACAGUGACAUAUGCAGCCCUGUAGAGGUGCAGCUGCUGGAUGACAUUACAGAGGAGCAAAUCUGUGUGGAGGCACUCCACUAAUUGAUACUAGGAGAGAAGAGAGAGGAACAGGCCACUCAGCAAAUUUAUGUCCAAUUUGCUUAUCGAGAUUCUGAAAUUCCAGAAGUCAAACGUUUGUUUUAAAUAUUGGGGAUAUUGAGGUCCAGUUUUUGGUUAAAACACUUUUUUUUCUUUUUUUUUUAUUUAUGUGAAACAGGAAUGAUGAAAGGAAUUUUCUUCCAGUCGAUUCAUGGUAAACCUGUUAGAUUUGCACACGUGAUGCCAUUUUCAUGCUCUUUUUAAAGGGACGCUUAAGAGGUACAUUAUUAUUUGCCCUCAGUAGUGAUGCAUGUGUAUACUCCAGUUUUGUUUUUCUGUGGUCCCUAAAUGUUAUUGUAAGCAUUUAAUUCAGUUUGCUAUUUUGUCUGCAACUGCUGUAAUGGGACUUGAGUGCACAUUUCUGAGGUGUACUAGUCAGAAUCAUCAACUACCAGAAAGUUCUAAAUUGUUUUUUUGUAAGUAAAAAGCCUAGAUGAAGGUGAAAUAUUUGUGUUUAGAAGUGUGAAUCUUACUAAGGAAAAGCAGGUUUAGACAUCCAUCUGAGUGGAACAUGUAAGUUGUCUAAGGACCCAGUGAGUGGUCAUAAAUAUGUUUUAUUCUGAGCACUUUUUACUGUAAUAUAUUUAGAUUUUAGAAGUUAUUUACCCUCCUCACAAAACUCUUUCAUUUCAGCAACUUCAUAAUUAUUUGUGAAAUUUUAUGUAUAAAUUUCCUCUUUCUUUUUUGUGUUGAUAAAGCCAAAUAUGUCAUAUAUAACCCAUAUUUUCUUUCUCUUAGGGGGGUGCAAGGAGGUAAUUGGCCUGUGUUGUAAUUUUGAAUCAACUGUUUCUAUUUGUUUGUCUUUCUCUGUCAUGUUUUGCUUAGAACAUCCCACCCCAACUUCUGAAACUCAACUAUGGCACAUUGCUAACUGAUUAAAACUUUCUGAGAAUGUGAGAAAAGCAUGUAACCGACUUGUUUGAUUGAUCUGUGAAUGAAUGUUACACAGAACAUCUCUUUAGUAAAAUUUGCAGUAGUUAGUUAUUUUCUUUAAGGUGUGUCUAUAAAAAUGUUUUCCAUGGUUCAAAACGUAUGCGUUCUAGUGCAGAUCAUUUGUCUUGAUGAGUUGCUUUUGUGUAUAACCGAUUGCUUUCCCCAUUUCCUUGCACAACAUCAAUCAUAAUUCAUGUAGCCUAUUAUAGUGAUUCUAUCAUAACCAGCUACAAUUUCAUAAUGCUAUGCUGUUUAUCUUUUGCACCCUUAGUGAGUCACUGGGAAAUUAUUUUUUGUGAAGAGAAACAGCAAACAAAAAGCAACCUUCUUUGAUGUCCUUCUCUUUCUUUAUUUUGAUGGUUAUUUUGAACAGUUCGGUUUUCCAGCUCAAACACAGUUGAGUUUAUUUGUAGAUACUUAGUGAGGUUGAGUAGAAGAGCUUUAGCUGGGACAACUGGAUUUCAUCUUAAAAGGGAAGAUGUAUCACCUCUCAUCCAAAAGGCUUCUUCAGUUCAAAAGGCCAGAGAAAUAACAAGAUCACUACCAUUAGUUAAGACACAGAUAAGAAGGACAAAAACAUCACUGUCCAAUGUGUGGCUGAAGUAUUUGAAAGGCUAUGGAGCAUUUUCUCCAGACAUGACGAUCCAGUGUAGUGAGGGCUUCAAUGACCUGUACAUUGGAUAGACCAAACAACCGCCUCACAAGUGCAUUGUUCAGCACAGGAGGGCCAACCCCACUGGCCAGGAUUCUGCAGUCUAUGUACAUCUUAAGGACAAGGGACAUUCAUUUCAGAACAAUAAUGUUCACAUCCUGGACAGGGAAGACAGAUGGUUUGAGAGAGGGGUAAAGGAACCCAUCUAUGCCUACCUGGAACAACCUCCCCUCAACAGGCACAGGCCACCACCUAUCAACCACCUGCUGUGCAACCUUGAGAUACCUCCCCAGUCAUUCACACCUGGACAUGAGACUCUUCACGAGUCACAUGAUGGCUGUGUGCGACAACAAUCCAUUCAACCCCCUUGCAGUCACAUGUUGGCUGGACAGGUCUACCAUCUAAGUUUAAUACCUGGAACUCCCAACCAGUUAAUCAGAACUAAAGAAAUCUUUAUGAGAGGUGAAACGUCUUUUCGCUAAAUUGAAAAUUAAAUUCCAGUUGCCCCAACUUAAGCUAUUUUAUGCAAGGUGACCUGGAUGGCUGAGAAUCUCUGAGGUUGAGUUUUAUAGUCUUCUAAAAUAUUAACAGCAAUCAGCAGGUUUUGGUAACAGUCCAUCUGAAUUGUGACUUUCAAAAAGCAUGCAGUUCGAUUGAAUGGAAGUAUUGAGACAGAAAACAUCCCUGCACAGGAAAAACAAAAAAAGAUGAAACACAAUCCAGAAUCCAUUUGGGAUAAAAGAUCAAUAAGUUUGGAGGUUUAUCAAACACUAAAACACUCCAUGGAUUGAAAUACUUCUGAUGCAAACAGUUGAAAAAUAUUGUUAAUUUUUAAAGUAGUCUACCAAGAAUGGGCACUUGAAAGUAUUUGUUUGGCCGCCACUUUGAUUUAUGGUGCUUCAUUGUGUUGAGGCGAAAGUUGACCCAACUUUUCUUUCUUGUGACAGAGACCCAUAGGCAGUCCUGCUGCACCUCCAAAACAGCCUCAUUCAUUUCACACAGUGCUGAUUGUGCCCUGAACAUAGCUGAAGACCUUUAUAUACUUUUUCUGUGGGUUGUUAAACAACAUUUUGGAAAAAUAGGGAUAAGACCUACAAACAAAACCUUCUGUCUGAUUGAGGGUCUGUGUUCAUCCACUUCCCUGCCGCCAGACAAUUCGAUCACCCACUUAAUGCAGUAUGCAGGUGCUUUUGUUCAAAGAAGUACAAAUACUGAAACCGUGUAUGCCCUGCUCUGUGCAAUUCAUGACAUUGAGAUGUCAGGAUCAUGGAGAAAAAUCAGAGAAUCCCUGAGGAGAGGAGAGUCUGUGACAACAGACAAUGCUGAACCAUUGAGACCGUUGAGUAUAAGCACUCUUGCCUAGACCUGUUGAAUGAUGCAUUGUACAAACUAGUUGAGGGAUACUGAAGGCUAAACUGCAGGUUUUUGCAAUUGUCUUAGUACCAGAGAGCAUUUUUUCUUUUGUGGCGCUGUGGACCAUCCAACCCUAACCCUAACAUUAAGUAGGCUAUCACAAACAUUGUACCUUUUAUCUUACUAAAGAAACUUUCAAGCUUUUUUAAACUCACUGUUUUUGCUUUUUUAACUAGCUAGUUGCUGUUGCAGCAGUCAUCAAUACAACACUUUCAGAUAGGGUAGUGAUUCUGUGGUUGAUGUGCUUGCAUAAUGAUGACCUACAUUCAAAAUCCCUAUGGAAUUGCAAGUGUAAGAGGGAAUGAUUGGGAAAGAUGCAUCAAAAUCAAAGUACCUGCAAAGUAGCCUCUAAUGUUUUAUAAAUAUGAUUUGUUUUUUACCCAUUAGAAUGGUGAAUUAUGGCCUGGUACCAUUACCAGGAAGUGGGACCCACCACUUUAUGUCUAGGACUGCAGUUUUCUCGAGAUGUCUUCAGAUAUUCUUUAAUAAAGUACAAAAAGCUGAUGGUAAAUUCAACAAAUAUCCGAAAUCAUCCAAAAUGAAUUUAACACCAGUUGGCUUAGAUAUUGGCUUACUGACUGCUAUACUUGUCAGUCUUUCUCAGUUUUUGUGUAUUUUUGUGCCAUAUUUUUGUAGAAAAUGAGUCCAGUUGUCAGGAAUGAAUCCGUGAUUUCUUUUUAAAAAUGUGUAUUCUGUGUGCUGAUAUGUUUGGUCGUAUAACCUGAGGGUGUUUGGGGGGCCAAUGAGAGAACCUGAUGGCAUUUGCCCUGUAAAGCCCUCUUCUGGCCUGAGAAGCAAUGCUUUUGCUGCUGCUGUUGGUGUUAUAGUGUGCUCUUCUACAGAACUCAUAAUGACAUGCCUCUGCCCCCCCCACCCCCACCCAGUCCUGACUAUUGAAACAGCAGUUACAAUAUGAGUGCCCACCACAGCUUUCAGCAGCUCAGCAUGAUGUAUGUGAGGGGUGUUGAAUACAGUUUUAGAGAAGGUUCAUGUGGAGAAGCUUUAUUGUACAUAACCUAAAUAAACAAGCUCAAAUGAACUCCCA